Molecule: messenger RNA, 749 nt
Organism: Euleptes europaea (tarantolino)
Lineage: Eukaryota; Metazoa; Chordata; Lepidosauria; Squamata; Sphaerodactylidae
Product: brain-derived neurotrophic factor-like
Exons: 2
Coding region: 133-747 (204 amino acids)
Biological process (GO): regulation of neuron differentiation; positive regulation of peptidyl-serine phosphorylation; neuron projection morphogenesis
Molecular function (GO): growth factor activity; nerve growth factor receptor binding
Source: RefSeq, a predicted model, not a curated record
UCCCAGGCUGGCUUGCAUCAGGAAGUAUCAGAGCAAGACUCUAGGCUGCAAGGUCAUGAAUAAAGCCCAGGAUCUGCUUGGCUGUGGCCGAAGGAAACACUGAAACUACAGGUCUCCGCCGCACAGGGAGUGAUGCUUAUUCUGUUCCAUGUCAUGCUCACCCCACUGCUCUGCGUCACCUGCGCCGCGCCACUUCGAAACAGCAGUGCCCUCGCCAACACUACUGAGGCCCUCUGGGCUGAGACCCCUCUUGGGGACUGGGACCUCUUCUCUCCGCGCGUCACCCUUUCAAGCUACCAUCCUGUGGACCCCCCUUUGCUUUUCCUCAUGGAGGACUCCGGUGCCCAGCCGGGGCAGGCCGCUAACAGAACCCUGAAGUCGAAACGGUCACUGGAGGGGGCCAUACGGCGGGGGGAGAUGUCGGUGUGCGACAGCGUCAACGUCUGGGUGACAGACAAGCGGACGGCCGUGGACAUUCGCGGGAAAACGGUGACGGUGCUUUCGGAGGUCCAGACGCUGACGGGGCCCCUCAAGCAAUAUUUCUUCGAGACCAAGUGUAACCCCGCGGGGGGCACGGUGGGCGGCUGCCGUGGCGUGGAUCGGCGCCACUGGAUCUCCGAGUGCAAGGCGAAGCAGUCGUACGUGAGGGCGCUCACCAUGGAUUCCGACAAGAUUGUGGCCUGGCGCUGGAUCCGAAUUGACACCUCCUGCGUUUGCACCCUGCUCACCCGCACCGGCCGGACGUAGGG